This is a messenger RNA of Protopterus annectens (West African lungfish), 3079 nucleotides long. RefSeq names its product vertebrae development associated (gene VRTN). Lineage: Eukaryota; Metazoa; Chordata; Ceratodontiformes; Protopteridae. Gene Ontology annotation, cellular component: chromatin. Gene Ontology annotation, biological process: regulation of transcription by RNA polymerase II. The record is from RefSeq and is a predicted model, not a curated record. The coding region runs from base 410 to 2434 and encodes 674 amino acids. The transcript is spliced from 2 exons.
AAUGAAUUGCUUUUGAUCCCAAGUUGCUGAACAACUUACUGAUGGGUUAUUUCCUGAUGGGGGAGGACGUUUAACACCAAUUUGGAAUCACUCUUCACCUCCCUUUCAGAGUGCAGAUUUGGGACUGGGUGGUUUUAAUCUUUAUUUUUUUGGUGGAUGUAUAUGCUGUCGCUGGUUAGUAUGAUAUCUCCAGAUUUAAUUAUGAGAGGGACCUCUUUUUAGACUGAACUUUACUUAAACGGGUGUGUCAGUGCUGAAAGGGGUGUUUUCGGUGAGAUUUGGGUCGGACUGGACGUGUCUUGAUUUUUGGUGGGGUUUGAAUCGUACCGACUUUACUGAUUGCUCCAAGCGGGUGUACACCCUCGGAAAGGAUUAUAUUGGUGGUGAUAAGGAAGUGUGCAACACAAGUAUGAAUUCAAGGCUGGAGGUAAUGAAAUCUGUGCUGGAGGAGCUGCAGGAUGCUACGGAAUAUUUUGGGCUGGAUGAACUUUACAGCACUGCUCUGAGAGCGGAGAGGGAGCUUUCUGCCUAUCCUUUACCUCAGGGGUGCAUGAAGCUGUCCCUUGACAGCAUCGAGGUUGACCCUGUUGCCAGGGGCCUCUACCCUGAAGAUGCCCCCAGAGAUAUGCUUCCACUGGUCUGUAAGGGGGAAGGCAAUCAUCUUUUUGAUGCUGCCAGUGUGUUGCUGUUUGGCGAUUGCAGCCUUUCGUUAGAGCUGCAGCUCAGGACCACGGUUGAGAUGCUUCUGCAUAAACAAUAUUAUUUAAAGGGCAUGAUUGACUCAAAGGUGAUGUUGCAGGCUGCAAGGUUCUCCCUCUGUACUGAAGAAUCUGCAGAGAAAAUGAACUUACCAAUGGCGGUUCUGGAAGCAAUUUUUGAUGCAGACAUUAAGGCAACAUGUUUUCCUGGCACUUUUGCAAACAUGUGGCAUAUUUAUGCCCUGGCUUCUGUACUAUAUUGCAACAUUUAUUCCAUCUACCCAAUGAGCAACCUGAAGAUAAGACCGUACUUUAACCGUCUCAUUCGCCCAAGAACAUGUCUUCAAGCAUCAGAGUUGUUGACCCUCCAUAUUAUGUGGUCUGGAGACCAGUUAUCUCUAGCAGUCUUUAAACCUCAGUACUUUGUGCCUGUAAUUCCUACCAUAGACUUGGACAGCACAAAUCCUGACUCUGCAGUUCUGCCUGUAGCAACCUUAGAACUUUUAAACACUGAUCCUGAAGUCACUUAUUCCAGCCUUAGAGACCGGUAUAGCAUCACUAAAAGCACCUUCUACCGCUGGAAAAGACAAUCCAAGGAACAUCGGCGCAAGGCAGCAAGCAGGUAUGAGGCAAAGCAUGUCCUUCAGUCAUGUUUGCAGGCAGGCUCCAUCAUUACCCUACAGCAUUUCAAGAAGAUGUUUCCUGAUAUAUCUCGUUCUACGUACUAUUCCUGGAAACACGAAAUGUUACAGAGUAGCAUGGAUGGCCAAACAGUACUCGAUGAGAAUUCAUAUUUCAACAUUGAUAGCCAGCUAAAACGUGAAGCGGAGAUGAAUAAAGACUAUAUUGAAAAGCUAAAGAACAAUCUUGUUAAUGGCUGUAUACAGGAUCGGGACCAAGCAGUAAUUAUGCAAGAUGCAAAGAAGUUUUUGUGGGAGGCAAUUUCGUUAAACAAUUUGGUUCCAUAUAGGAAUUUCAAGAGGAGCUUUCCUGGAAUUUCCAGGUCCACCUACUAUAACUGGAGAAGAGAAGCCAUCCGUGCAAACCCAAACUUCCAGUUCUCAGAUGCAAUAGUUAAUGGUAGCGAUUCUCAUAGUAUUGACAAGAGCCCGUCUAGUGAAUAUAUGUUUUCACCAGUGCAAAAACAAUCCCAGAACUCAACUAAUGGACAGCAAAGUUUCAUAAAUCAUUUCAAGAAUGCAUUUUUCAAACUGAGGCUGUCCUGCUAUGAGAGGCACAAGAAAAUCCGUGAGGAGGCUAGGAAGAGAGUUCAGAAGUGGAAGAUGCCUUUCUGUCUGUUUCGUGCAAAAUAUCCAUCAAUUUCAUGUUCAUCAUACUGGUUCUGGAUGAAGGAAGCACAGAGAAAGGCCAAACCUUUCAAGUCUCCAGAGGAAAAUGUGGUGCCAGUCUUCUCUCAGCCAACUAAAAUGGUACCUGUGACCCAAAUUUCAGCGGCUGAUAAACUGCCGGAGCAGAAGUCACUCAGUCCCUACAACGCCACAAUUUCUGGAUACAGUGUGCUAGAGAAUGGGGGAGGGGACAAAAUGUUUGUGCAAGAGAUUAUGGCUAGUGAGCAUUUUAAGGCCAAAGCAAAACUCUUUCUUCAGGAGCGUUAUUUGGCAAGCAAAUUUCCCACAUACAAGGAGUUUCGAGCCCACUUCCCCUUCACACCACGAUCCACAUACUACAUGUGGAAGAGGGCACUUUUUGAUGGGAUGGUCUUGGUAGAUGCAUAAAAUGUACUGAAAGAAACCAGAACUUAAUCUGAAAAGUCUUUAAGAACUUUUUUUUUGAAUUUAAUGUAUGUACAUACACUGUACACUUUUUUUCUUUUUUUUUUUUGUACUCUCUAGAGUUAACACUUGGAACAUAAAUAUGAGACCAGAACCAUGAUUUACAUUCUUUGGUAUCUACAAGAGUAUUGUUAACAGUACUUUGUCAAGCCAGCUGGUGAUUUACUAAACAAAGCUUGUUUCAUUGUGAUUUUCAUGUGGGACUUUAACAUAAUUGUGUUCAGAGUGUUCAGAGUGCUUUGACCCACAUUAUGAUGAUGAAAAAUUCAUGUUUCCCCCGUAUGCUCACUGUGUGAGAUGGGAGUGUUGAGUUACGAUGGAAAUGCCUGUGAAGAGCCAUUUACUCUUGAGUGAGAGGAAUCGUAACUAGUUCUAAUUCCAUGCCACCAAAACUGUCUGAACACUCUUAUUCUGAUGCCCGCUGAGGAGUUUAGUGUAAGGAUGCAGUCUGCUAAGUGCUAACAAAUGUUUGAAAGUAUGUAACAUGACAUAAGUGGUAGAAAAAACGCUGUGCAGGUGCACAAAGUCAAAACGUAGGUGAAAUUCUUGUAUAAUUUGAAUAAAUGGUUUGGAUGAAUUUGCUUUGAA